Rhodamnia argentea is the source of this 4123-nucleotide messenger RNA. Its product is annotated as protein ENHANCED DISEASE RESISTANCE 4-like. Gene Ontology annotation, biological process: regulation of defense response to fungus. Lineage: Eukaryota; Viridiplantae; Streptophyta; Magnoliopsida; Myrtales; Myrtaceae. The transcript has 3 exons. The coding region runs from base 1310 to 3736 and encodes 808 amino acids. The record is from RefSeq and is a predicted model, not a curated record.
AUGCUCUGUCUCGUCUUUGGGCCAUGAUGUCCUGUCUGUGCCCGCCCCAAUUCAAUGCUACUUUAUCAGCACCCAACGACAUCUUCUUUCUCUUUUGUUGUUCUGCUAUUUUAGCUGAGAGGAGAGAGAGAGAGAGAGAGAGAGAGAGAGGGUGAUUUUCAGUUCUGGGUCAAUGGGUUUGACUGGGAAAGCUUCUUAAACACGGAAAAGAAGACUCCCUGUGGUUCUUGAAUUUCAAAUUCCAAGAGAGAGAGAGAGAGAGAGAGAGAAGCAGUGAAGAAGCAAAGCAAGAAACAACCGAUGUGGAAAAUGAACAGAUGGGUUUGUGUUCUUCGGGGGCAAAGAAACGAAGUUUCCACCAUUUUUCUCUAUUCCCACUUUCUUUCUAGCAAGGUUCGUUUUGGUCUACGCUUUCACACUUGUACCCACACCCUUCUUCUUUUAUAGCAUUUGAUCUAGAUACCAGACAGACUUCCACUUAUUGUUGCUUCUCAAUUUAGAAUCCCUAUUCUAUUUUUCCUGUCUAGUUUUGUGUGAAAGACAAAAAGCCAUUUGAAGAAGGAGGGGCUGUCUCGGAUUCAUUUUGGAUCUUGCUCUGUUUUGAUCUGCUUCUAGCGGGAUUAUGUAUGUCAGACAAAGUUAUUCCUCUUUAUUUGUCUUAGUUUUGUUGUUCCGUGUUCAUUAAUUUCUUCUUAUUUUCACUCUCUAGAAUUGGGAAUAUUCCUCUGUAGGUGUGUUUCUGCUUUCUUUAAGGUUUGGCUGUAUAGGCUUCGAAUAUUCUGGAACUGAGGUGGAGUAGAUGUAGGACAAUCUUCUUUCCUGUUUGUGUUUGUGGAUCUCUUGUACGCCGUCUUGGUGAUUGUUUAGUUAUGGCAUUUUCUCUGUGGUUUUAGAAUUCGAUUUCAGGCAUCUGAGUGGGCUGAAAUUAGACGGAUUUCGUGUUUUUGCUGAUCUCCGAUGAAUCCACAUAGAAUUUUAGAGAAUCCUUUCGGUCACCAGGACAAAAACUCCUCGUUUCUUAGACAAUUCCUGGUAUGCUAUGAAGGCAGUUUGAUGUACUGUACUCUGUAAAUUGCUGAAUAAGUUCUGCUGGUUGUGGGGACAGUUGCUUAUUUGGGUUGUACUUGUGCAUAUACUUCUGUGGAAGGUUAGUUUGUUGGGCAUGCUUUUCUGCAUUUGUGACAACUGAGCAAUGAACAUUCACAGGAUGCUUCAUAACUGAGUCUUGGCCUUGAUAUCAUCUCCGCCAAACAUUAGUCAAAGGGAUUUUAUCUGAAAGAGAUAAGAGCCAUAAAAAUUGGGGGAGAUCAUGACAGAUAGUGCAGCUCCUAAAGUUCGACUUGUCAAGUGUCCAAGAUGCCGGGAGCUCCUUCGAGAAUCAGCAGAUGUUCCUGUAUAUAGAUGUGGCGGGUGCAGCGUGAUUCUUCAAGCAAAAUACUGGAGGAAUGACGCCAAGGAUACAGGGUCAGAUAUUCGUGAAGAGAGUAGCAUCCCGACAGAGAAAUCAGCUUAUGGUAAUGGUUCUGAGGAUAAACAAUCAAGCAGCACACGUAAUGAAAUGAUGAUUCCUUCAUCAGAAGAUAGUUCUGUAAAUCUAAAUGGUCUGGGCGAACGGGAGACAUCUAUCUGUCAUAACCCGGAGCAGGCAGAAGAGGCACAGUUUUGUAACGGUGACCUCAACAAUGGGAAGAGCGGAAGCGAAUCUGGGAAUAUUGACGUGGAGGAAAAUGGAGAACUUGAGGAGCCUUGUUUGUCUGCUGCGGUUAGUUCUCAUGAUAACAAUCAGUCAUCUCAAAUUGGUGAAACGAUGGAAGGUCAGCUAAAAGAAGAAAGUUUGCCAAUCCCUGAAGCAAACUCUGUGCUAGAAGCAAAUAAUGGUGCGAUUGACUCCAAGAAUGACAGCCCGAGAACGGUAUCCGGAAGUAGUUCGCAGGUUACCGAAGAGGGUCUAGCGGAAGAAAACAUAUUAGCCAGUGACGCCCCACUGUUGUCUUCUGGCGAACAGAAAGAGCAACUCCAGACUGAUGUUGCAAUUCGUCAUGCUUUUGAGCGGAUGACGUCUAAGGAAACAUUUGCAAGCACGGAGUAUGUUGACCCAGUCUCUGAAUUCAGCGACGCAUUAGGUGACAUGUCCGUAUCACCCGCUGCCAGAAGCUCUCAUGCUUAUGAAGGCAGCGUGUCUUCUUACGACGCCUUCGAAGAUCAAUACCAUGACAGGGAUUUCCAUAAGUUUAAGUAUCCUGGAGAGAAAAUGAAUUCUGUGCCUUCUAAAGAACGGCGAAAUAGGGGCAAGUAUCGGGUGAAUGGCUUGGUGGGUAGAGAUGCUCGAGUUCGUCAUCCAGAUAGGCACUUUGCACUGCCUUUUUCUUCAGAUAUGGGGCUUUAUGCCAUGAAAGGAAGCAGAUGGGUCCAAAAUGGGAUGGCAGAACCCUCGAGCCACGUCCCUCCUAGUAGAUACCAUAUAGGAUCAGAAAGAGAUGAAUUACCGCCUAGGAUUCCAAGGCAACCCGGAGCUGGCUAUGAUCAUGGAAGUCCAUCCAGUCAAGUGUACCCUGAGCAUGACAAGUUGAAACUAUUGAAAAUGGUCUAUGAACUGGAGGACCAACUUAAGAGGACAUGUAACCUGGAUGAGGUGGCUAGCGAAAGGGUUUCUGCGGGAUUCAACUGGAAGGAAAAGCAUAGCCGUAUGUACUAUGAUGGUGGCCUAUUGGAGGAGAGCAACUCUCCAGGAUUAAAUGUACCUGGAUAUCUUAGGAGAAGCGAGCCACGCAAUAAUUGGCGAUCCUCAAAAAUACCCUUCUCCGCCGAGAUGACGAAAAGAAGUUACCAAUACAACCACACCCAUUUGCGUCAUUUCCCUCCUGAGUAUCGACGCUCUGAGCCGUUGCCUCCACCUAAUAUAUACAAUAGAGGCCUCUACGGUUUCCAUGACACUCGGAAUCCCUAUAGUCCCUACAGCUCGUGUGCCUCAAGCCCUCAGCGUUAUAUGGAUGAUGAGCCCUCGAUGGGGGAUAGUGAGACUAACUCCAAUCACCGGAGGUAUAAGAUCCGAGAAUUUAACAAUUAUUUUAGGGAAAAUCAUCAUGUGGUGAAGAGGCAUUUACGUCCUAUAACUGGUGGUGCCCCACUCCUAACUUGCGACCGAUGCUCAGAACUUCUGCAACUUCCUGCAGAUUUUCUGUUUUUCAAGAAGAGGUGUCAUCGACUAAGGUGCGGUGCUUGCAAGGCAGUGCUCAAAUUUUCAGUUCAAAACCGAAUUCAUAUAGUGCCAUAUGUGCGAGAUGCUGAAGCGCCUCCACCUAGCGAGGCCGAAGACUAUGAUGACUCAAUGAAUAGGCGGAGAUAUCCGCCGACUUCUCAUGCCAAUGGUUUUCCACAAGCGGAACCUGUGUCUUGCUCUGAUGAUUACGGACUUUCCAUAGGUAAAAGCUGUUCAACAGAAGGCGAUCCUGCUUUGUCGGCACAGUUUCAUGCUCUAGACGACAGUACACAGGAGAAGAUGAAAUCUUCUCUGAAUCAGUGCCGAAACAAACAAAACAGUCUGCCUGGAAUCUACAAAUCAGCCUGUUGCUCUGGGCAGAAUGGAAUGUCCCCCGAUGCCGAGGGGCUCCCCCGUCGAUCAAACUCACCACUUCAUCAGCUUAUGGGGUAUUGUUCAGUGAGCCAGGUCUUUCGAGGGCCUGAACCGUCAGAUGCAGGUGCAAGUUCAUCUAGCCAGAAAAAGUCAGGAUCUUGACGAUUUCCUCGCAUAGCUUAGGCCUGAGAGAACUGGAACACGAGCAUGUGAUCAGGAUCUAUUACUGUUCUUCGGCGUUGAAUCAUUUCAAAUUCUGGGCAUUAAGAGAGCAAUGCUGCAAUGAUAGUGUAGAACCUCUCCUAUCCAUUAUUUCGCCGCAGAGAGUUAGAUACACUAGAUGCAGAUUGUGAAGUUCAGAUUUUCAGUGGUAGAGUUUCUUUUUUAACAGUAGUGUAUGUACACGAAGGUGCAAGGGAGGAUCUCUCAAUUGAUUUGUUUGUUCUUGUAAGUUGUUAUCCAUAUACCACCUCUACACAUGUACACUGAAUUUUCCGCAGCGUCUGUAUUUUAUGUUCGUCCCCGCCGUGCAUCCAAAACUAAAACGAA